Arachis duranensis is the source of this 1198-nucleotide messenger RNA. RefSeq names its product universal stress protein PHOS34. NCBI's taxonomy places the organism in Eukaryota, Viridiplantae, Streptophyta, Magnoliopsida, Fabales, Fabaceae. The coding region runs from base 263 to 916 and encodes 217 amino acids. The record is from RefSeq and is a predicted model, not a curated record. The transcript is spliced from 3 exons.
UUGAAUUGAACCAUAAUUAAAGGAAAAGUCAUGACUUGCAAGUUGCAACUUGCAAAACGCAAAGAAAGACUUUGAUACAACAAACUUGGAAAGAAAAGUAGAACAUAAACACAGAAAGUAGAGAAACAAACUUCUCCAGUUACCUUGCUAACUCCGUUGUUAAUUUUUAUAUGCUCCGUUAUUUCCGCUUCCAAACUUCAACGCUUCACCGAAACAAAAAAACAAAGCACACGUUAACGUUGACUGCGUCCAACUCAUCACCAUGAACGUGACGAAUCCACAGCCACCGGUUCCGUCGUCUCCGGUUCUGUCUCCCCUCGCUGAUUCGCAGCGCAAGAUUGCGAUCGCUGUUGACCUAAGUGACGAGAGUGCUUAUGCUGUCAAGUGGGCCGUACAGAACUACCUCCGUCCCGGUGACGCCGUCAUCCUCCUGCACGUGCGCCCCACGAGCGUUCUCUAUGGUGCUGACUGGGGCUCUGAUGCCGGGGCUACGGCAGAGCCGGGAGAGGAGUCGCGGCGGAAGCUGGAGGAGGAUUUCGUCAGCUUCACGAGCAGCAAGGUCAGUGACCUAUCUCAGCCCCUUGUGGAGGCUGAAAUUCCGUUCAGCAUCCACAUAGUGAAAGACCACGAUAUGAAGGAGAGGUUGUGCUUGGAAGUGGAGAGAUUGAGACUGGGCGCUGUGAUCAUGGGGAGCCGGGGAUUUGGCGCAGGCAAGAGGAGUGGUAAGGGCAGGCUUGGGAGUGUCAGCGAUUAUUGCGUGCAGCAUUGCGUCUGUCCUGUGGUGGUUGUCAGGUAUCCUCACCACAAGAAUAGUAACGCCGCCCAGGAUGAGACUGACGAAGUCGCAGAGUUGCUUCCUGUCCCCGAGGAGGAAGAAGAGUAUCAUGAUGCCUCAGAUCAGCAUAAAGGUGUUUGAUGAGACUAUUUGGCACAAGUGGAUCACAACAUUGACGGAAGAGAAUAUUUUCAUGCCAAAUACGGACAAGAACGUGCUAUUUGUAUUUCUUUCUUUCUUUCUCCCCGCUCUUUUUAGGACAGAUCAUGUUAGUGUUGAGCAGUCAAACAUUGGGAUGAAUUUAUGAUGACAAAUAGGGAAGAAUGAGCUAGUGUUAAGAAUUCAAAAUAUUGGAAUGAAUUAAACUUUGUAAUUUGUGAAGUUUCACUUGUUGAUUUACAUGCAAAACUUUGUUUUCCUCCA